This is a messenger RNA of Danaus chrysippus (African queen), 6273 nucleotides long. NCBI's taxonomy places the organism in Eukaryota, Metazoa, Arthropoda, Insecta, Lepidoptera, Nymphalidae. The record is from the annotation of a GenBank genome assembly.
AUGUCCGGCAAGCCGGCGAGUGUGGGGCCGCCGCGAGCGGGCGUGGCUGGCGCGCCUCGCGUGCUGGUGUACGUGGCGGAGGCGCGCCAGCUAGAGGCGGCUGCCGCGGGGCCCGACCCGCAGCCUCCACCGCUUGACACCCUCUACCUCCAAGACAACGUGCCGCACCUGCCUAUGCCGAGGAACAACCUGUACCGGAACCCCAUCGAACAGAACGAUCAGAGAACUGGUGCACUCUACUACAAAACCAUCAAUGAUAAUGAAUCUAAAAUAAAACCGUUCGAAUCGGAAUCUACCCAGAGGGAAGAGUUCUACACAACUCCACAUUUUAUGAAAGAUAAUAUUAGAAACGAUGACAAAGCUAACGAUAGGCAAAGCAGUGUGACGGUUAAAAGAGAUUGCGAAAACUCUGAGUGGAAUAAUAUAGAUUCAUACCAUGUUAGAGUUCCGAUGCAAGUUGGGGACGUCGGGGCAUAUCAGAGAUGUCCAGUAAGUGUAGAUAACAUGCCCGUGAUGCCGAUCGGGCAUAGCCAGUUCAAUGAUAGCGGUAGUGAUAUGAACUGUGAGAGGGAGGUGUCGGGGAAGAGUUUUGUAAACUAUCAGUUGUUAGAACAGAGUGUGACUCAUCAGUCUAUAGUGAAUCAAAGCAUUAAUAUACUGAACCAGCAGAUUGGUGUGAAUAGAUCUGUAGUUAGUGAGAGUGAUGGUAGCCCACAGCAGCUAAUACAGACGCCCGAUGGUGUUGUGCUGGCCGUGCUUCCUCCCUCGGCUGUGCCCCAGACUGAAGGUGAUGUUAGAGCCGUGCAUAGUGAAUAUCCACAAACAAUUACCGUGCCGCUGGGCUGGCGGAGAAUCGUUAAUGGGACAUCUGUUCUAUAUGUUAGUCCAAGCGGUACAGCCCUGAGUAAUCACACUCAGCUGCGGGAGUAUCUUCAGACGGCGGGCACCUGUAAGUGUGGCCUGCCUUGCCCCCUGCGACCAGAAACAGCCUUCAGUUUCGAUCCCAAGGUAUCGAGUAAGCCUUACCAAGUGGCUGCAGGCGCUGAGCUGACGAAGCUUUGCAAUCAUAAGCGGAAACUUCUGGCCUCCCUGCAGUCGAGGGUCCAAAGUCCAGUUACUCCGCCACCGGCCAUCGAUCAGAAGAAAGUAGCGACCGCUGAAACUACUAAGAAGAAAAUGAAGAAGCGUUCUGGUUUCAUACCUAACAUCGGCGUGUCCCAAAUGAUGGUGCAAAGGGACAGACCCCUCAACGAGUUGAAGGCUGAUAAUGAUCAGAAGCGUACUGCGUCUCCCGGGGCCAUGUCACAACGUUCAGGCAAUAUGCAACCUUGCUUGCCGUAUCAACAACAAAACAUGAUGAAUAUGGUACAGGAUGAAGUUAAACAAGAAACCCUUGUACAAAGAAGUUCACAUUACCUGACUGUCAGCAGUGGAUGGAUAACACAACACCCUGACAGUAUGGAACAAGGACACAAACAGAAUCAAAUUAUCGCAGGACCAGGAAAUAAUUCGGUGCAUGUUGGCCUCCCAGUGUUAGGUACUAAUGGACAAGUUAUUGGAGUGAAUACCUCAUAUAACAAACACGUUACGAGUAUCAAGAAUACUGUUAACCUUACACCGCAAAAUGUAAUGGAACAUGAGCGCAAAGAAGAUAAAGAUAUAAAUGCCGGUAAGCAAUCGGCGAAAGAAGACGACUCACAGAUAUUCUACGGUUUGAAUCAGCCACUAACGCCCGAGGUAAUGCAGAAGAUUAAUGAACAGCAGCAAAUAUUUAUACAAAGAAACCAGAAACAAAUCGAAGUAAUGAAGGGCUAUAAAACCCAAAUGUCAGACAAUGUAACUCCGAACAAACCUCAUAACCAAAAUCAGUAUGUGCCUCAGAACCAGUUAGUUAUACAAAAUGGUACGGUAGUAAAAACAAAUUCUGCAAAAACUCCACCGUGGCAAGUGAAGAGAGUCGAUAAUGCAUCUAAUUCCUUGAUAUGUCCCAGCCCUAAACAGCUAAAAAUUGAGAAUUCUGAAUAUGAAGAUUCUAAUCAAAAUUCUAUGGAAGAUUCUUCGCCAUCAGCUUCUUAUACAAACAAUGAACAAAUAAUGAACCCGGCUAUGUGUUCCCGAGUUCCUCCUCUACCGCAGCAUUACAAUAUGAUGGGACAACAAUGGCCAAAUGUUGAUAAUAAAAAGAAAGCUAGAUGUAAUAGCAAAACGGCUAAAAAGAAAGCCGCAGCCAAUGAUCCUAAGAACAUAAACUUUGGUAACAAUGGAUUAAGACAUAUGCAAGACGUUAAGGGCAAGCCUUGUGAGGAAAUAAUGCGAAAUAAUGUUCCUUCGUUCAUGGAAGAUCCUAGUGGCUAUCUAGCACAACAAACAGUACUUUUGAAUAACACUAUAUCAAGACAAGUCGGAGUUAAUGUUCCAUAUGAAGCUAACCAGUUUGAGAACUCUGGAAAUUCAUAUAACGCAUUGAAUCCAACGGACAAGAAAAAUCUCCCGAAACAAAGUGAACCCAUGAAUGUUUUUAGAAAUAAUGUUGUAGCCAAUUCAACACCUUCCCCAAACAACGCUCCUGAUAGUAGUCUUAUACCAGAGAAAGUCGUUGAAAAUAAUCUACAGUCAUGCUGCAAGGGUUGCAAUGUUUCAUACAAAGGCAACUGUUCCGAUACAUCAGAUAACCCGAUGCGCUCAAAGUUAUUAAAGCAACAUACUAAUGUGUAUGGCCUCGAAAUGGACAGUGGGGUGGCUACAACGUCUAGUCCUAAACAUGGUUUCGAUGAGAAUCCAGUUACAUCAUCAACCUAUAUAGAUCGUAGUAUGAUGCUGAAUGAUAAUUGCGGUCCGAUACAAGCGGGUAUUGUUAGCACAAGCAAUGUGUCACCAAGUGAGACUCUACAACAACCGGAGCCGUCACCCACAUUGUCUAAUAGUUCCCGUAAUACGGACACGCCACAUAGUAGUGGCAGUAAUUCAAUGCAAAACUGUACAUUCCCUGUGCCUAGCCCGGCUUAUUCCAAUCCAGGUUCAAGCAGAGAUAACUUUAAUAGUAAUCCUUCUACUCCAGGUAGUAAUCAACCCUAUCCAUACAAUACCGUAGGGCCACCCAAUACUGAAUCGGUAUCCGGAAAUCAGGUUAUGCAUUUCAUAUCAAAUCACAAUAUCCACAAGAAUCUAAUGGAAGUGAAUAACAUAUCAAUGGUUGGUGUCAAACCAGGAAUGAGGAACCAAGAAUAUAGAAUGGAUGGCAAGAAACGUAUUGAAAAUACAAUGCCUGGUUAUUGUCCGCCUCCACAUUUAGGCGGGGGUCCAGCACAUUCUCUUAUACAAACUUGUUACAUACAAACAAUCGUUACGACUAUGGCUAGCGGUUUUUCCGUUACAAGGGAUACUGUAACAUCAGUUCUAGCAGGAAAAGCUAAUACAGCGACUACCUCUAUAAAUGCAUCACAAGCAAAUUUCAUAAGAACUCCGCCGCCUCCAAGUGUCAAUUUGGCGACGACCUAUGCGAUACCGAACAAUCAGCCUGAUCCCUUCAUUAACUCUGUUAAUUUGCCAACAAGUUAUCCACUGCACAUCGCGGGUACGACCGCUCAAAAUAUGAUAUCAAAAUCGCCGUUGGAAAUGGUGCAAAAUGUUAUAAGCAGUUUACCUUCCAAGCCGGAGGCGAGCAAUUGCCAAUCGACCAUAGCGCAGAGAAGAUCAUGUUCCAACUCAUCCGGUCAAAUUCUUAUUUCAUCGACCGGCCAAAUAAUCGUCUCAAACAAUCAAAUGCCACCACCUCCUCCCAAAAAUACAACCUCGAUGUCACCAAUUGGUUCCAACGCUAUAACAAAUGUGACCACUUCAGUUACUCAAGUGGUACCAGCUGUUGGUAAUGUCCAACCGAUUGUCAAUCAACCGACUGUUGUGGUUAAUACAUUGCAAACUCCUUUCGUUAUUCAACCUCCCAUGAUGACUGUUGAGGGGCAAGUUGUCCAACCAAAUACCGUCCUCCCUCAAAUAGUAACUGGAGGCAUCGUGUCUGGACCUAACGAAAUAUCACGACAAAUUGAUAUGAAGAAUGGACAGAGUUUCGUUCAAGGUGUGGCCAUGCUUUCUCCUGAAAGUUUAAAGAAGAGAAGUAAAAAGAAGAAAAACCAAACGGCUAAUAUAACAAAUGUUCUGCAAAUCACAGCACCGCAACAGAAUCCGAACAAUAUUAUGGUUCACUCUUCACCACAACAUAAUUCAAGUCCACAGUUUUCGCCACGCGGUUUUCAAUUGUCGCCUACAAACAAUAUAUCACCAACGCCGAUGUUGCAAGCACUAACUAUUGUGCCUGGGAAGUCUGGUACUCCAGCACAUAUCGUAAUGAACGGACAAGGAAAUUCAAAUAACUUUGGAUCUCAACAGAUAAUCACAAAUACUUCACCAUCACAACAAAUUAACUUAUUACAACCAGUCAAUCUAAUUAAUAACGCUAGUAAUGUAAUGUCAAAUUUCCCGGCGUUUCAACAAUUUAUUCUGCCAAAUCUCGGCGGUAUGGUAAUGACAGCUGAUGGCACAGCGAUCAUACAAGACAAUUCAACAGGAAUGCCUAUGCAAUUACAAUUGCAAACCGUAAACGGACAGAACGUUUUAACACCUGUACAAAAUCCUGGACUAUUUACCGCCGGGAAUAACAGCGGCGUUGUUAUAAGGGCACAAAACCAGCAAGGAAAAAUAAUACAAUCGCAACAUAGCCCUGGUGCUCAAUUUCUAUCGCCGAAUAGUCAAGUUAUGGUCAACAGUCCCAACUUCAAUGGUCAACUCAGUCCGUUACUUGCGAAUCUUAGUCCAACAAAUGUCGCGUUCAAUAGUUCACAAGUGAGAGCGGGGAACGUCCAAACACAGGAGUUCAUUCAAACGAAUCAAAUGGGCCAAACAUUAAUGGUGCCGUUAUCCCCUAAACCAGUUCCCAUAUCCGCUAGUAACAGAAACUCCACUUUCGUCCAGAACACGACUAUAGUACAACAACAGACAACACUAGUAUCCAACUCUCAUAAUACUUCGAUGAACAUGAAUAAUACCUCUCGAUUGAGCAUAGAUCCAAAUGUUCUUCUUAAUCAGAAGGUCGGGAAAAGAUUUCCUCAGGAAAAUCAGGAAAUAAAGGAGAAGAUUUUACCUUUUGAUGUGAAGGAAGAUAAAGAGGAUAGCGAAGGUUACGCACGUUUAAUGCAAGAGUUGGGUGGUGUAAGACAUUCCGUAUCGACUCAGACUUUGGGUCAAAGAGGGGGUAAAUCCCCUAACACAGCCGGGGGUUCCCCGCCCGAUACCACGACACACAGUCCGCUGGGAGCCUUAGAUUCUGCUCCAAGCCCAAGAUUGUAUUCCGCAGCAACUCACGCUACAUACGCCGAUACAACAACCAAAUCACCCGAACCCGCAGAUGUACAUUCUUCGGCGAUGGUGCAAUGUGUGUCCAGCAGUGAACAAGACAUGGCCGAGUCGAGGGAACGAGCGUGGCCCGUGAGGAACGAAGAAACAGACUCACACAAUCUAAUGUCAAACAUACAGCUAAUGAGAUUAAAUCGACACAACUCUGUAGAGUCGAGCGAAAUGUAUCACAGUAUGGCUGCCAACCAACAAAUGAUGCAAAUGCCGUACGAAAGACCUCACAGUUACAAACGGAAAAACGACUUCGGUGACGGUUCAUCGUAUAGGAAUGACAAAAUUAUGAGAACAAAUUACAACAUGGUGCAUGUGCCCAAAGAAUAUGAUAUGAGUCAAGAAAAACAGAGACGAUUUUCGCCCGGCAGUUCAGAGAGUAUGCAGAAAGUAUUCGAUAGACAUUUAGGUUCAGAAGACGAUUUAAAUAAGUAUCCGGGUGUAGAUACAGAGGAUAAUUACCGGAGAUUCGAAGUCGGCGAUCUGGUAUGGGGUCCGGUUAAAGGGUAUGUCUCGUGGCCGGGCAAGUUGGUGUCCCGUGUAUCGGACACCAGUUGGAGUGUCCGGUGGUUCGGUGGCAGGCCUGCCAGCGACGUGGAACACUCGAGACUGUUGACACUCUGCGAGGGUCUGGAGGCGCAUCACGCGGCACGGAUGAGACAUAGGAAGAGCAGAAAACUAAACACGCUAUUAGAGAACGCUAUACAAGAAGCAAUGGCUGACUUAGAUAAGAAGACGGAAAAUAACGAGGAUGAUUUACAAGAGGAUGUAUCAGAUGUAACGGACACUACUAAAAGGAAAACAACAAAACUUAAGAAACACAAGAAGAACCCAACCAAAGUCGACGGAACCCGUUUGAGGAGCUCGCGAUGA